UUCUACCAGAUGUGACAUGUAAACAUGGCGAGUGGGGCGGACGUCGUUCCAGCUCUUUCCGAAGUGGAAUCGGGUGUCGAGGCUCUUGCCGUGUCGGAAAAUCACGAAAACGGUGAACAAGACGGCAUGACUCAAGAAGAAACAGCUACCACGCCUGUUCAAAAUGGUGUUGAAGUUCACUGGGGUUUUACACAGCAGGAGCUCUAUCGGAUCGCCCUGAAAUUUUACAAAGAUAAGGAAGGGAAGGCAGUAAAUUUACGAUAUGCUGAGAAAUGUCAAUUAGUUGCUUUAACUCAACAAGUAACUCAUGGCCCCUAUGAUAGUAGCUCUUCACCUCCCGUUGGUGUUUUGGAUGUUGUUGGCAAAGAUAGAAGGUUAGCUUGGCAAGCUCUGGGACCUAUGAGCAGAGAAGAUGCCAUGCAGCAGUUUAUUGACAGCCUUAGUGAUCUGGUUCAAACUUUUCGACCAUAUGUGGAAGCGCUCUGGGCUGACAAGAUUGAGAAAGAAAGAAUAGCGAGAGAAGAGGAGGAAAGACGGAAGGAGGAGGAGGAACAAAGGAGAAUAGAAGAGGAGGAACGAUUACGAGAAGAGGAAGAGAGGAGAAAGCAAGAAGAGACAAAGAGGCAGAUUCAGGAAGCCUUAAAUCAACAGACGUAUGAACAGUUUCGCAACUAUGCCGAACAGCAAUUUCCUGGUAAUCCAGAACAGCAAGCUGUGUUAAUCAGACAGUUGCAAGAUCAACACUAUCAGCAGUACAUGCAGCAAGUUUAUCAACAACAACUUCUCCUUCAGCAACAACAACAUCAUCAGCAACAGCACCCAGAUCAACAAGAGCCUGAAACUACAACCGAUGUGGCUAGUCAAGAAAGUCAGACGGAGGGUGACGAGAGUCCUGUUCCUGUGGAAAAUGGUCACGAAUCGGAUGGUGAUGCAGAAUCAGAAGAUGAAGAAGGAGACACCAGUCAAGAUGUUGCACCUGCUUCCAUGUGGACUAAACGUGAUAUCCAGGAGUUUAAAGAAUCCAUUAAACGAGAAGGUGGGGAUGCUAUCAUUAAAGUUGGUCAUGGAGAAACAGUCACUGUACGUGUUCCAACCCAUGAAGAUGGUACCUGCCUGUUCUGGGAGUUUGCUACAGACAGUUACGAUAUUGGUUUUGGUGUUUACUUUGAGUGGACUAAAGACACCAGUAAUGUAGUUUCAGUUCACAUCUCAGAAAGCGAAGAUGAGGAGGAGGAAGAGGAAGUUGAAGGUGAAGGAGAUGAUGUCGAACGUUUAGCUGGUAGGAAGCCUGAAAGUGGACGACCAUCACAGUCUGUAAUAAUUCCAGUGUAUCGUCGAGACUGUCAUGAAGAAGUUUAUGCAGGAUCACAUCCGUACCCUGGUACAGGUGUUUACUUAUUAAAGUUUGAUAAUUCCUAUUCCCUUUGGCGUAGCAAGACCCUUUAUUACAGAGUUUACUACACGAGGUGAAUAGCAGUUCAGUAGAAAAUAUAUUUCCUAAAAAAGUCCUCAAAAUGCUCUCAAAUUAUGAGCAGAGGUUUAUUACUUAAGUGUUGGACCAAAGUUAUAGAUGCAUAAACCACCAGAACUUUCAUAUUUGAGUACUGUGUGAUACCUGAAAGUGUUAGAGCUGGGUUUUGGUAUUUGAAGCAUAUUUUCUUUUGUGGUUAAGUGAUAUGUAAUUUAUUACAUAAUUCAGUUGACUGCUGUAAUAGGCAUAAUAAAGUUUUGGUUUUUGUAUAUUGACUCUCAGUAAGAAUUUCUUAGGGGACACUUUUAGAUAUAGAUACACUUGCGUGUAUGGUUUGUCUAACAGCAGAUUUCUUUACUGAUGGUGAUUAUAUUUCUUAACAUUGUGUUCAAAAGUGUAGUUUUUGCCUUGUAGAAUAUUGCCAUGAAACUCUGAUCAUCAUAGUACAUUCAUUUGUAUAUAUACUGUAUAUGGCUUUCCCUUGCCCAUUGUAAAUAUCAAACAGUACAUUUCUUUACAGAUAGCUUCAAUUAUAUAGCCUUUGCAUUUUUGAUCUCUUGUUAAAUUGAAAUAAAGAUUUUAUAUGUGCAGAGUAUAAGAAUAGAUAACUGUAAGGAUCCUAUAUGCAUUAUCGGGCAUUAUAAAAAUCCUACAUGAGAGAUACUCCUAACACCUGUGGUUAUUUUUUGGCUGUUGAUAAUGCAAUAGUUAUCAUAUGCUUUUGAGACUGAAUUGAGAAGUAGCUAACACUUUUCACUAGCAAGCUCCUCUUUACCUCGGACGUACGUUAUUGCUUUGCUGAUGUUUAUAUUUUUGCUACCGAUAAGGAGAAAAAAUAAGGGCAGCAAUUUUCCUAUUUCUAUAGAGAAAAUAUUCUAAUUUAUAUUUAUUUUGGAUGUUUUGUGGCAUAAAAAGGUUUUCAGUACUGAGGAACUACAACUUUCAUUCAGCAAAGAAUUUUCAUAAGAAUUAACUUAAGGAAGAAAAAUUAACUUUUUUGUGGCUUGCAGUUAUAGAAAAAGGGAAUAUGUAAGCCCUAUGGAGCAAUUGGGAAUGUUUAAAUCUUGAAAUAUAUUAGAUCUUAAAAUAUCUAGUAUUUGUUCUGAUCAACUGCGUAGGGCAUGAUUGAUUGAACAAUAUCUUCAGUGGCUUUCUGAUUUCUGUUUUUGCUAUUAGAUCUGAAAUUGUCUCAUUUGAUUGAUGAAUUUGUGUAAAUAUUUGGAUAGUCUCUUCUGUAACAAGAUGGUCUGAUAAGUGAAAGAUAUUUCAUCUGAUUAUUAUCUUUCAUGUCCUCUAAUUCUACAUUUUUAUGUUUUUCUUUUGCAGUUAUAGACGGAAUAGUUGUGUUUAGGUGUUCUGUUACUCUUUUAUUGAAUGAAAUAAAAACAAAUGAUGGAAAUGUACCUUAACCUGGUAAUGCUGUUUUAUACUGAAACCAUGGCCUGAUAAAUUGUACAAAAUAUGAUCAGAUAAUAUUUUGAAAGAUUAGUAUUUUUAUUUGGGUUCAUAACAUAUCUUAACUAUUUGUGCUGUUGAUAAUGAUACAUCAUUGUUGAAGUUCAUUAUCACUUGCAUAAGUAAAAUGCAUUAUUUAUUUAUUUGUAGAGGAAUAAGUUUGCAUUUUAAGAAAUACUGUAAAUUGCAAAAAAAAAAACCCUUGCGAUCCAUGGACGUAUGCUGAUGGGAAUGUCAAGAGUGUCUCGUAAUGAGGAAUGGUGUUGGUAAUUAGGCUAAGGUAUUUGAUUUGAUUUUUUGUCAGUUGAGUAUGCCUAUAUCUGAAGCUGUCCAGAUCCCACGUAUGCAUUAUAGUAAAUAAAGAUCUAUUUUAUGAAAAGGUUUAGAGAUUUUGCUAGCUAUCCUAUAUUUAUGGCAUUGCCUGUUGAAUUAUCCUUAAUACACUGUCAUAUACAUACUGGUAUUCAAAGGGAAAUAAUUUUUUAUUUUCUUGGCAAAAUUUUGUCUGAUAUACAUAAUUUGGGCAAAGCACACCCUCAUUUUGUUUUGAGUUCAUUGAAAAUUAUUUUAGAUUGAUACAGAUUAUCAUCAUAUAGCAAAUUAAACUUGUUACAUGAGGUAAAAAAGAAAUCUCAAGAUCAGCACAUAAUAACCCCUCAUUGUGUAUGCAAGUAAACUUGUGCCAAGUGCACUGUAUAUGAAUUUGCCCAGUAAUGACAAGAUCAGUGUAUAAGACAUUAAUAAGAACAUACCUUGUAGCCAUUCCUAUUCUUUAUAGAAUCAAAUAUACAUACACGUCUUUCGCUACUCCAUUUAAUACUUCAAAGAAUUUUAUAGACAUUUUGACUUUUUUUUUUUUUUUUUUUCCCAACAAUAAUAGUGGGAAUUUAAUUAAUACUAGUGAUAUUUAUUGCAGCUUGUUUUUGUAUGUUGGUGUGUGUUGGGUUUCCUUGUGUGCAACUAGGCUUAUUGCAGUGAUUGUAUAGGUAAUGAAUUUCGAUUCUGACUAAUCUACAUUCGGAGUUUGAUUUAGCGAAAGAUCACCUUUUUCUUCAUUAGGAUUUUGGGUGUGAUAGUUUUCUGUUGCAGUUUAUGGAAUAUAUUUGAGACAAUUUAUCACGUAAUAUGGUGUAUAUUCACGUAUGCUCAGUGUGGAAAGCCAUGAUUUUGCCCCUUUUACACUUGCAGCUUCAACAAUAACAAAAACACUUUUACCGUUUACUUUCAUGGUUUUCUAAAUAUCUUCCUAUUUGGGUCACAUACUGUAUGCUUGAAUAAAGUUUUGUCAGAUUAUAGUGUCACACUUUGAUGCCACAUUAUUAAUAAAAUUAGGCAAAAGCAUUCCAGUGAAGAAUACCAACUGUGUUUCAGUUAAUAAAUUGGAUCCAAUUCUACCACAUCAAUUUGUAUGAUAGGUGUACUGUAUAUGUAAUCAAAUAUGCAAUAAAUAAACAAGUGUGCGAUUUCCUAGCACAUAAGUUAAAGGCAUAACCUUCAUUAAGCACGAAUUUAGAAAUUCAAAAUCCAGUUUUUAUAUUUGUGUUAAUGCAAGAAAUUCAACCCUGCAAAGUUCAUUUUAUUUUUGCCAGUUGUUGAGAUAAUGCACUGGUUGAUACACUUAGGAUUAUAUUGUAAAAUAUAUCAUAAUUCUCUUUAUGACUGACUAUUGCUUAUAUAUAGUGGUUAUGUUUCCAUCCCUUGAGACCAAAUUCUUCAGUUGGCAGCACCAAAAAUUUUAUUCUGUUCUGUAAUUCCCCUUUAGUGCAAGGGUUGGCAACUAACUUCCAACCCACCAAUUUUACAGUUGGACACAAUUACCUAAUAGUUGUUACCUAGUUUAAAACAUUAAACGAUCCUUUUAGUACAUUUGAUAUCAUGGCCGCCCUCUGAGACACUGCAGAGGUGUCUAGCAUGCUCUCUGAAAGGUUGCUGACCCCUGCAUUAGUGGGUAUCAGUUCCAGUGUACCUUGCUGGCUUAUUGUUGUUGGUACUUAGGGUUCCUUUUAGAAUCCCUUCAGCCACGACUGCAUCAUGUUUCCUGUUUUUUUCUGCUCCCAUUGGUUUGUUCCCAGUUAACUGUAUGUCUAGAUUAUCCUUGCUGUUAUUUCCAUAUCUUACUCAAGAAAAAUCUUUUGGGCAAAUCCUUUGAGACUGGAGAUGUGAUUGUGCUCCUCAUUAUGAAUUUCCUUUAGGUUUGUUAAUCUUUGGAUUAUUGACGUAGGUAUCAAAUGAGAUCAUCUGAUUUAUAGGGCAGCAUUUAAUUUCAGAGUUGAGCUAAUGUUGAAAGUGGAAUCCAUUUAAAAUUUAAACUAAAGAGAAGCUGGAUCAUUGGUUUGUCAACAAUUGUUAACAAUUAGUUUACCAAGACUGCUGUGUCACAUUUCUAGGCUCCUAUAAGGAUGACCUGUGGUACUUAAGAUGAGGGAGAUGUCCUCGGUAAGCAUAAGUUGUACAAGACUUAUUGAUUUUUGUGUAUAAAUGCUCGUAGCUUACACAGGAUGUGGUUCAUGAAUACUGUUGUUGUUAUUAUUAUUAUUAUGUUAAGUAGCUUAACCAGACCACUGAACUGUUUUGUUUAGCUCUUACGGAGCUGGCUGGUCCAUGGUUGUAACAGUAUCCAAGUAUUUUGCCAGCUUUCAUGAAAUGUUAUAUACUAUUUACUUGUGGCAUCAUAAAAGGUUGAUAUUU
This is a messenger RNA of Macrobrachium nipponense, 5614 nucleotides long. Its product is annotated as Golgi resident protein GCP60-like. The transcript has 10 exons. The coding region runs from base 25 to 1470 and encodes 481 amino acids. Gene Ontology annotation, molecular function: fatty-acyl-CoA binding. Gene Ontology annotation, cellular component: Golgi membrane. The record is from RefSeq and is a predicted model, not a curated record. Lineage: Eukaryota; Metazoa; Arthropoda; Malacostraca; Decapoda; Palaemonidae.